CCCCAACAGCAAGUAAUGGAUGACCUGCUAUCUUGCCCCGUGUGCUUGGAGGAAUACCAGGUGGAUAGUUCUGGCACUCGGGAGCCACUUUUCCUGCAGUGCCAUCAUAGUAUCUGUCGCGUCUGUCUGCCGAGGCUCGUGAAGUCGUAUUCAGGACAACAGGGCAGGUUUUCCAGUAAAGAUAGUGCUGAGGUGCCAUGCCCCGAGUGCCGCAUGGUGACUGUUGUGCCCCCUGGCGGUCUCACGCAGAACUUUUACCUUGUGAGUCUAAUUGAAACGCGUAAGAAGAAGGCAAAGGAACAAGAGAGUCGUCUGCGGAUGUGGUGUCGAGAGUGCGAUAGCGUGGCUCUCGAGACUUGUUCCAACCACCAGGUCGUUCAUCUUGCAACAAUCUUGGCUAAUGCUGUCGACUCGUAUUGCAACAACAGGAAACACUUGACGACUGUCUUGCAGGUUAGAGGUCGUGUUAAAGUGGAGGCGCUGGAAGUGCAGGAGGCGGUAGAGCAGCUGGACCGCGCCGCAGCUGCCCUCAGGAGGCGCUUGGUGGCCAGGCUGGACCAGGCGACGCUCUCCCAGGCCACGGCCAAUUCCCUUCUGCAGGAGGCUCCCUACUGA
Penaeus monodon (black tiger shrimp) is the source of this 615-nucleotide messenger RNA. Its product is annotated as E3 ubiquitin-protein ligase TRIM50-like. Lineage: Eukaryota; Metazoa; Arthropoda; Malacostraca; Decapoda; Penaeidae. Gene Ontology annotation, molecular function: ubiquitin protein ligase activity. The transcript is spliced from 5 exons. The record is from RefSeq and is a predicted model, not a curated record. The coding region runs from base 16 to 615 and encodes 199 amino acids. Gene Ontology annotation, biological process: protein ubiquitination.